UGCUCUUGAAAUGUAUAAUAUUAUAUAAGAAAAGGGGCAUAUGAAGUUCUAGAUGCAGGAACCAUAAUUUUUAGUAUCAUAUUCCAAGCAUUUUUGGUAAAAAAGGCUUCUAAAUCCAUACACAACAGAAACUCUGUGCCAUCAUCUUGAAGCAUGGAAGAUCAUGGACAGAACCCAAGGAAAAGACACAAUGUUUUUGGUGUGUUCGUGGAUAAAUCACUUGGUCUCCCAUCUUCCGUUGCAGAUGAUCAUGAUCCCAAGAAGCUUAAACACAAUUCUGAAGCCCCUUUAUCAUCAAUAGAUCAACAAGCACCUGCCUUAGCUCUUCCCAAUGCGUUGGUUUCUGCUUUUGAGGAGAACACCACAGAUGGUAUCAAAUUUCAACUAUUUGUGAGCAAAUCUUACAGUGCAUCCACUUCCACUUCCCCUCCACCAGUAUAUACAUUGAAAGUCACAAGUGCUUCAAACACCAAUACGGAAAUUGAACCUGCAGGGAACAUAGGUGAUGGAGGAGUAGCACCAGUGUUGACAGAAACAAGAAUAGUAGCUGAGGGUCAAUUUAUGCUACGCUCUAGGCUCUAAUAUUUUGCUUUCAAGCUUAGCCAAGUACUUCAUCUGAGGCAGUGUUCAUUUGAGUGCGUUAAUGCAAUGAGUAUGGUAUUGCUCCAAAUUGCAUUUGCACGAUGCAAUACUCUCCGAUACAACUACUACAUUUUUCAGUCUUUGUUUUCUGUUUGCUUACUCUAAGAAAAUAUGGAUGUAUAGAGUAAGAAAUGUUCUGUUCUCAUAUCAUUUUUGAAUCUGGAACUUAUAAUAGUCAAUUGAAAUGUAUUGCCAAAUUUACAUUUAUUAUUACUGUAAUUGUUGAGAUGAAACCUGGUGGCAUAGUUACCCAUCACAUAACAUUUAUUGGGUUAAGAAAGAAGAAUGUUUGAUAC
Vigna unguiculata (cowpea) is the source of this 938-nucleotide messenger RNA. RefSeq lists its product as uncharacterized. Lineage: Eukaryota; Viridiplantae; Streptophyta; Magnoliopsida; Fabales; Fabaceae. The record is from RefSeq and is a predicted model, not a curated record.